This is a messenger RNA of Kogia breviceps (pygmy sperm whale), 1527 nucleotides long. It is a transcript of the gene SP8, whose product is annotated as Sp8 transcription factor. Gene Ontology annotation, biological process: regulation of transcription by RNA polymerase II. The record is from RefSeq and is a predicted model, not a curated record. NCBI's taxonomy places the organism in Eukaryota, Metazoa, Chordata, Mammalia, Artiodactyla, Physeteridae. Gene Ontology annotation, molecular function: RNA polymerase II cis-regulatory region sequence-specific DNA binding; DNA-binding transcription factor activity, RNA polymerase II-specific.
AUGGCAACUUCACUUCUAGGGGAAGAACCGAGGUUGGGAUCAACUCCUUUGGCCAUGCUUGCUGCUACCUGUAAUAAGAUCGGCAGCCCCAGCCCUUCUCCCUCCUCCCUCUCGGACAGCUCAUCUUCCUUCGGCAAAGGCUUCCACCCCUGGAAACGUUCCUCGUCCUCCUCCUCCGGCAGCUGCAACGUAGUGGGCUCCAGUCUCUCGAGCUUCGGCGUGUCGGGCCCCUCCAGGAACGGCGGCUCGUCCUCGGCCGCGGCGGCUGCCGCGGCUGCGGCGGCUGCGGCUGCGGCCCUGGUGACCGACUCGUUCAGCUGCGGCGGCUCGCCGGGCUCUAGCGCCUUCUCCCUAACCUCCAGCAGCGCCGCCGCUGCCGCCGCGGCAGCCGCCGCCGCCGCCUCGAGCUCUCCCUUCGCAAACGACUACUCGGUGUUCCAGGCCCCUGGCGUGUCGGGGGGCGGCGGCGGCGGGGGCGGCGGCGGCGGCGGCUCCUCCGCGCACUCGCAGGACGGCUCCCACCAGCCAGUGUUCAUCUCCAAGGUGCACACCUCUGUGGACGGGCUGCAGGGCAUCUACCCGCGCGUGGGCAUGGCUCACCCAUACGAGUCGUGGUUCAAGCCCUCGCACCCCGGCCUGGGCGCCGCCGGCGACGUGGGCUCGGCCGGCGCCUCCAGCUGGUGGGACGUGGGCGCGGGCUGGAUCGACGUGCAGAACCCGAACGGCGCGGCGGCGCUGCCCGGCUCGCUGCACCCCGCCGCCGGGGGGCUCCAAACCUCGCUGCACUCGCCGCUCGGAGGCUACAACUCGGAUUACUCAGGCCUGAGCCACUCAGCCUUCAGCAGCGGCGCCUCUUCACACCUGCUCAGCCCCGCCGGGCAGCACCUCAUGGACGGCUUCAAGCCGGUGCUGCCUGGCUCCUACCCGGACUCGGCCCCAUCACCGCUGGCUGGAGCUGGGGGCUCCAUGCUGAGCGCGGGGCCGUCUGCGCCGCUGGGGGGCUCCCCGCGCUCUUCCGCCCGCCGCUACUCCGGCCGCGCCACCUGCGACUGCCCGAACUGCCAGGAGGCGGAGCGGCUGGGUCCGGCCGGGGCGAGCCUGCGGCGCAAGGGCCUGCACAGCUGCCACAUCCCGGGCUGCGGCAAAGUGUACGGCAAGACGUCGCACCUCAAGGCGCACCUGCGCUGGCACACGGGCGAGCGGCCCUUCGUGUGCAACUGGCUCUUUUGCGGCAAGCGGUUCACGCGCUCCGACGAGCUGCAGCGGCACCUGCGGACCCACACCGGCGAGAAGCGCUUCGCCUGCCCGGUCUGCAACAAGCGCUUCAUGCGCAGCGACCACCUCAGCAAGCACGUGAAGACGCACAGCGGCGGCGGCGGCGGCGGCGGCGGCUCGGCGGGGUCAGGCAGCGGCGGCAAGAAGGGCAGCGACACCGACAGCGAGCACAGCGCCGCGGGCAGCCCGCCCUGCCACUCCCCGGAGCUGCUGCAGCCCCCCGAGCCUGGGCACCGCAACGGCCUGGAGUGA